GGCAUAAGCAAAAAUUUAGUUCAAUAGUAAAAAAUAUAUUAUACUGCAUUUUCCCAAAACACAUCUAACAGGAAAUCUUUUUGGUAGAAAAUUUAAUUUUUUAAAGAAUAGUGUACAAUUGUCUGUAUGAUGCGAAUAUAAAACAGAGACAUGUGCCUGAAGUUAGUGACGGUCACAAAAUUAAGCUUCAUUGCUUUUUAUUACCCAAGACGAGGCGAUGUCGCCGUUGUUUUUGUUAUUCGUGAUCUCUACAGCAUCCGGCGAUGGAACGUCUAAAAGCAGUCCUCAGCAAUACCUUACUCUGAAAGCCGCAAAGUCUGCGGGCGUGAAGGAAGAGCCAGCGUUUGAAAUAGUGGACCUGUACCCACUCAACCACUAUCCAAAAGUUGUAAAUAAUUCCGUAAGCAACAUUACCGGCCAGAUCGGCUCGUCCGUCUUCCUGCCGUGCCGCACACAGCAUUCACUGGAGAGACAGGUGUCAUGGGUACGGAGGCGUGACUGGCACAUUCUCACGUCAGGACUCACGUCCUACACGAAGGAGCGUCGGUUCAGUGUGCACCAUCCCGAGGGUAGCACCGAGUGGACGCUGGCCGUCAAGUACCUCAAGCUGGAUGAUGCCGGUACCUACGAGUGCCAGAUAUCAGGAGGAGCAGGCAUGGUAUCGCAGUUGUCUAUACUGACGGUGGUGGUACCACAGGCUGUGAUACCAGGCAAUGGCGAGUAUCACGUUGACACUGGCUCUACCAUCUCCCUCACUUGCUUCAUCGAGAAGAGUUCGGUGGCACCGCAGUACAUUUUCUGGUACCACAACUCGCGCAUGAUCAACUACGACCAGGAGCGCGGUGGGGUGGUCGUUCACACGGAAACGGAGCCUCGCGUCAUGUCGCGUCUCACCAUCGCCGACGCCCGACCCUCAGACUCCGGCAACUACACAUGCGACGCAGAAAACACAGAAGCUGCCAGUAUCACUGUAUACAUCACUCAAGGCAACAAUAUUGCUGCAAUUCAACCCAGAGACGUGAAUCACAGCUCGCCCCUGCAGAGUUCAGCUGGAAUAAUUUUUGUAACCGCAAUUUUUGAGCAUUUGUUUCUCACCAUUUUUAUCUGCAGAAGUUUUAUGAAUAUUCCAUGCUUGAUACCGCUGCCUGAUUAGAUUGAACACGCUUCUAUCGCCCAAUUGCAUUUACCAAUUCCGGAUGGCAGAGAUUCUCGGUGAAUAACUUAGAUGUUUGAUGGUAAUUGAUGUAAGAUGGUUUUAUACAAUUUCCAAAUCCAUAAUUUGCAAACUAUGUAAGGAAGUUUUGUGUUGUGAAUAUAUUUCGUUGUACGUUGUUCGAUUUUAGUUUUUCUCAAAAUUUUUGCGCUUAUGAUUCCAUGAAGCAAGACUGUGAAUAUUCAGAUCGUAAACAAAUACGUAAAAUCUGCAAAGUUUGAACUUUAUUUUUAUUUAAACUGAAAAUGAUUACAUCCAACCAUAAUAUUGUGAUAACUUUUAACCAGGAUAAAGUGCUUCAAGCAUGCACUAUUUUACUGAAAAAGAGUGGAAGUUCAGUGAAAGUUCCACGAGUGAAACGAAUGCAGGAAAAAACUAUUCAUGUCAUUCUAACUUGUGUUCAGUUUAGAUUUUGGUCUUUGUCUUCGUAUGCCGAGUUUUAACUCCUCUGUGUGUGAACUUUCAAUGUCUUUUGUGACUUCCACACCACUUUGAGAUAAGUAGUUUAAGAUACGGUAUGAAUUAAGCGAAAAUGUCAACUAUAUGUGUGCAUGGCUCAUUGAAAAUUAUGAAUAUAUUUCCAUUUAAA
This is a messenger RNA of Hyalella azteca, 1802 nucleotides long. RefSeq names its product hemicentin-2-like. Gene Ontology annotation, cellular component: neuron projection membrane. Lineage: Eukaryota; Metazoa; Arthropoda; Malacostraca; Amphipoda; Hyalellidae. The coding region runs from base 218 to 1153 and encodes 311 amino acids. The record is from RefSeq and is a predicted model, not a curated record. The transcript has 7 exons. Gene Ontology annotation, biological process: synapse organization.